AUACAGUGCUCAUUGAUCCUUCAUCUUUCUUGUGGAGUGAACUUGACUUUUUCGCGAAGCUUGAAGAGCAUUGAAAAUGCAACAAUAGAAGAUAAAAUUUGAUAGGAUUAUUUACUCCAAGGUGUACCUCUGCGGAUUCAAUUCACGAAAGCUGUUUCGGUGCCACAAUAGUAAAACAAAUUACCUCUUAACUUUCUUUCUGCUGUAUAAGAUUGUGUGCGUAUGUUAUGUCAUUGUAGUGUAUGAAAUGAAAAACGAAUUUUCCACAACGAUCGUACUUUGAAAAUAUUACUAUUGCUAUAAUGAAUGUUUGUAGAGCUCAUUGUUAGUUGCUGGUGAUUCCAAGGUUCUUAACUAACAACGCACCGUCGACUUUUAGACGUCGAGAAGUAGUGAAUAUCAGUGAAUAUUGAUUGCUCGAACUAAAGAUGCAGCCUUUUUCGAAUAACGAUUAUGGGGGGAACGAAUAUGGCAAUUACAAUCAAGAACAUCAGCAAAUUCCAAUGCAACCCCAAGGAGUUGCUAGACCUGUUGUUGAUCCGGAAGCGAUGGGAGAGGUUGAUCCCAAUCUCUACCCUCAAGCAAAGGAGUCUACACAUAAAAUCAGAGGAAGAUCGGAUAUACUGGAGAUGCUUUGUGGAUCUGUUGACCAAGAGUUGCUACCAGUGAAAACGUUCUACUUUUUCUUCUACGCUGCUUUCGGUUCACUGUUUCCUCUGAUGGGGGUAUACUUCAAGCAGAUGGGCAUGAAUCCAGGCCAAUGUGGAUUACUCAUUGGCACGAGACCGUUCGUAGAGUUUCUGUCCGCCCCAUUCUGGGGAAGUUACGCUGAUCGAUGCAAAAAAGGAAAAAUGCUACUGCUUGCUUCGCUGGCGGCUUGGAUUAUCUUUACUCUACCGCUGGGCUUCAUCCAACCGCCAGCUACUAGCUGUAUCGAACGGAAGAAUGCCACUGAUUUUGAGCUUCGCACGCCGGUUGUACCAAGAAUCCUUAAGCGCUCUAUCGAUGAAAAUACGCUGGAUGAGAUCUCGUUUGGAAAGUAUACGAAACCAGAAAAUCAAUUCACCAGUAGAGUUGCACGUUCCGCUCGGCCAAUUGCGACCGCUGGUCAGUCCCCAUUGUCCGUGAACUAUGCUAAUAACUUCGACCAUAAGCUGCAUAACGACCUAGUUUCACCGAUAUUUUCAUCGAUUGUUUAUCGGACUGCGGAUAUCCAAAAGGCAUUUUUCCUGCUACUGCUGUUGGUCAUCAUUGGUGAGUUCUUCAGUGCUCCAGCGAUAACAUUAGCGGACUCGGCAGUUAUUACUUUGCUCGGAGAAGAUGCCGAUCGAUACGGCCACCAACGUAUGUUUGGAUCAUCAGGUUGGGGAUUAGCCAUGUUUUUCGUGGGUAUCGCGCUGGAUCAUUCUACGGCUUUUCCGGAACACCCGUGUGAGCCUGAGAAACAGGAGAAAAAUUAUUCCAUUUGUUUUGCGACCUUCUCGGUACUGAUGGGUGCUGCACUCAUAUCUGCUACCCAGAUUACAUUCAAAUACGAUUAUUCGGAACCCAAGGAGCCCCAGGUUGAAAAGGUAGCACAGGAACCAACUCGUGAAGAGCAAAUGCAGAAUCAACUGGCGGAACAAUUACAGCUUCCUGCGUUGGCAACGGGCAAUGAUCCCAGUGCGACACCAGCGCCCCAACUUGGCGCUCAGACGAAAAUAUUCGCGCAAACAACUCGCGAGAUGCCCGAAUGGGUCACGGUGCUGAAGCAAUUCAAAAAUAUUAAAUGUGCAUCAUUUCUCUUCGUGGCAUGGUUCAUGGGAUUCGGUAUCGGGCUAAUUUUUACGUUCCUCUUCUGGCAUCUACAGGAUUAUGGCGGCUCACCCACGCUCUUCGGUGUGGCAUCGGUGAUUAAUCACAUUUCGGAAAUAUUUGCCUAUUUCUUUAGUUUCCGCCUGAUCACUCAAAUCGGACAUGUCAAGGUGCUCUGCUUGGGAUUAGUAGGAAAUAUUAUACGAUUCUUGUAUAUAGCAAACUUGACAAAUCCCUGGUGGGUUCUUCCAUUCGAAUUUAUGCAAGGAAUAACACAUGCCGCAGUUUGGGCUGCAUGCUGCUCAUAUAUUGCACACAACACUCCACAGCAUUUGAGGUCUUCAGCCCAAGGUGUACUUCAGGGACUUCAUCACGGUCUUGGAAGAGGUUGCGGAGCCGUUAUUGGUGGAAUAUUCGUGAACUAUUAUGGAACCACAAAAACAUUCUGCGGAUACGGAAUCAUUUGCAUUCUGGUACUCGCCGGUUUCGUAUUCAUAAAUUUCUACCGAAAAGAGCAAGGUUUCAUAUCAGAAAUACCAGCCACCGAAGAUCCUCAUCAGGUCGCGGAGGAAACAUCUCACUUGGCUCCACAUGGCGUUCCAAGCAACCCUAUUCCAAGAGCAUUAUCCAGCACACGUCUCAACGAAAUAGGAAAUCAAAAUGCAGACAACGGAUAUGGAACCUAUCAAACUACUGGUGGAGCCCUCGAUGUACCAGGUGGUGCUGCCCGUAAUCCUUUUGCGGCUCCUCAAAAUAACAGUUACGGUGGCAAUCAAUAUUAAAUAUGUUUAGUUUAAAACAAAAUCGGUAGGCUAUGUUAUGUUUGGAUUGAACGCUAACAUAAUGUCAAACCCGUGCACAGUGGGCUGGCCAUCAAACAAAAAACGAAAAUGACGUCAGCUGUUUUUCGUAAUAUUUUUCCAUUCUUGCUAUAAUAUUCAAGUGCUUAAAUCUCCCAUUUGAGCGCAAUAUCAUCAAAGUUUGUUCGAAAAACUAUACAAAACAAAUCUUUUUCAUUAAUUAUUGUAAAAUUUGAGCAUGAUAGGCCUGACCCAAAAAAAAUCAUGAAAAACUGUGAUUUUUUGUAGAAAACCAGCUUAAAAGUUUUGUUGCCGCAGUUUGUCGCGGUCGUGACUACAUUCAAAAUUUAGGUUAAAUUAAAAGCUUUCAAUUGAACACUAUCCGACGUGAUUAAAAAGGGAGAAAAGAAGGGUAGAGUAAAAAAAUAUUUAUGAAAUUGAAAUCAUAUCAAUCCAAACAAUAGUCUGUUUGCAGGUUAAUUUUACUUCGUGCUCCUUUGCAAACAGAAGUUAAGCAAAUUCAGCAGUUCGUUUUAAGAGAAAAAAAACAAAGAACAUUCCUGGCAAUACCGCAUCUCUUCAGUUUCAUUUGCAACGUUGUGUGAUACCAGUGUCAAUAUUUCUACGUUUCGUUCAAAAUAGAUAUCAGCUAUAUUUUGAAAAUCAAAUUCGUAAUUCAACAAAUCCAAGAAACAAUGAAGUAUUGAAAAUCACAAGAAGGAAUGAAAAUAGCAGCGAAAGAGAUUUUUCCUGCUGAUACGUAUAAUGAUUUCCAAAUUUUAUUCAUAAAAAUAUUGGAGAAAAUACAAAUCAUGGCAUCGUACAAGCAUCGUACAAUCAUCUUCUCACCUCCACAGAUCCAAUAGUAAACACAUAUUUUGAAAAGGAGUACUUCCAUUGAAGGACCCAAUUGUUGAAUCAGGAAAAGAUGAUUAUGAAUCUGAUGACAGUUAUGAAGAAGCAGAAGAAGAAGAAGAAGAUGUUAGAGGCGAAUGAACUGCAAAGUUUAAAGCCUCUUAAAAACAAAGAAAGAAAGAAGAAGAAGAUUAUUGUUUUGACUAGUUUUUUUUUCAUUAACUGUAUUGUGUUAAUUAAUAAUCUAAAAAAAUCGAUUAUAUUUAUAGCCGAAUAUGUUUUAUUUGAGGGGCCAUCCAUAAACUAUGUGAUCUUUUAUAACGCCCAGUGAGUUUGCUUGUGCUCAAAGGUCAUAAAAUUAUAUAGAAAAAUGUUUAAUGCAUAGAAAAUGCGUAGAAAAGGGUGGCCAUAAAAUCCCCAAAAAAUGGAUAACGUGCUUUAUGAACGGCCCCAAAUGAAAAAUGGAUGCCAGAUUCGUGUUCAGCAUCCAGAAAUUAUUUGAAUACCAUUUUUUUCGCAAUUUACGACACUUUUUACUUGGUCAGCCUUUGUAUGGAGUUGCCCCACUGUGCACUAUGUCAUGAUUCAUUAGUUGUUCCCCUAUAAGUCUACGUUAGUAAAAAUCGUUCUAAAACCUCCAAGAAUAGAAAAUUACAAUGUUAUUUCAUCUUGUUUUACAUUCUCCAAGUAGAAUGCUAGACGGAAAGCAAGAAUUACCAACAAUGAAAAAAAAUAAUUAACUUAGUGGUAACUCAUGAAACAUAAUAAAUCAAAAAUGUUUCUCUUUUUAGAUGUAAGAAUAUAAAAAAAAAUACUACUAUGCAUCCGAAGUUAUAUCAUAAAUCAUUGUUGAUUUAGAUAACAUGCAAGUAAAAUAGUAAUUGGUAACAGAUAGUAGAUGUGAUUUUUCACUAAAUUCUACUUCGUUUAGACAAAAAUAAUCUUCAUCUUAUCCCGAGAUGUUCAUUUUUAAUCUGUGACAACUAUCAAAUGUUCCAUAGAGGAACCUCCCCCUUUCCACCGUAAAAAGAUAUGUACUAGUUAUAUGAAUCUUCAGGCAACUAACCGCCACAAUUUUCUACUGGUGUCUGUUUCUGUUGAAUUGUUACUAUUUUAACUCUUUGUGGUCGUAGGUCUGUUCACAGCCACCAUAGUAAGGAAUCAUACUAAUCGUAUAUUUCAUUCAACCAUGCAUCAGUUUAAAUUUUAUUUUAACGAAUCUUAAUGUCACAUCAUUGAAAAUAGAUAACGGUACUCUGUAUAAACAAACGAUUGUUCGCGUGGGAAGAUAAGAGGAUAGUCACGAUGCUGAAGGUUUUGAUUCGAUAUAUCGGAUCAUUUAACCGAUAUCUUGGACACAAAAACUCAGUAAAAAAGGAUAAAACGAGGUGGCAACGUUUAUGUUAUCAACUAUUUAUUUGAUUUUAUUAUAAAUUUUAAUAUGGAAAGAAUAUGAUAAUUUGUACGAAAUCGGAUUGGAAAAUCGGAAAUUAGAACUACGUGUAGAGGAUUUACUUAAUGGAUAUCACACGAAGGAGAAUUAUAAAAUAUAAUGUCUAUGUAAAAAGGUUACAUCAAUAUACAUUGUUCACAAAAACAUCGGUAGAUUUUAUUUAUCUGUCAUACGCCUACAUGUCACUGCUUUAUCAAGGAAAAUUAGUUCCGACCAGUAUGACACCCAUAUCGAAAUUUUAUACGACCACAAAGGGUUGAAUCAAAGAAAACGAUUGAUUGUUAAUUGCUGAUUGUCUUCUAAUUAUUAACUUAUUAUACUUAUCUCUAUGUCUCUAUUAACCUCAGUUGUCAUAUGCACGCAAUUGUUUCAAUUCUUUGCACAACGAAAAUUAUCGCCCACCUAACUUUCGUAUUCUGGUUGUGUUUUAACAGAUUAUAAUUUUAGUAAUAAGCACUAUAUGGAUUAAUAUGUCAUUGAUAGCUUUAUAUCAGUAAACGCUUUACUAUCAAGUAACAAAUCGCAUAUCAGUUAUUUCACUAGUAAAUUUUAGAAAAUGUUGAGACUUUUAUAUUUAAUCGGGAAGUCGCACUAUAUUUACAUAUAUUUGUAACAUUUCCUCAUUCAGUAUAAUGUAAAAAAUAGGGAGCAAAUAAUACGAUAAAAACUUUGCUGCUGCUUCAAUAAUCACGUCCUGUAAAAUUAAAUGCUGAAUACUUGCAACAAUGUUCUAAACAUAAAAAAAAUCAUUCCACUUUCUAUCAACAGACUUAAAUCUCUCCCAAAAAAAAUAUUACCCAUCGUAUACCAAAAAAUGCUGACCCAAUUGCAUGUAUUGGUGUCAUUGUAGGACUAAAAUUGACUGACGAAGGAAAGUAUUGCUAUUGUUUUUAUUUUUAUUAUUGCCAUUUGAACCAAGGAUAAAAUUCUCGACAUAUAUUAUACAUUGAUAUUGAAUAUAAAAUGACUGUAGUUUAUAAUCGAUAGAGCAAAAAGUAUUGAUGUGAAAAACGUAAAUGAUGGACGAUUUUUCGAUAUCUUCGUGAAACCCCAAUGUGUGUAAAUGUAUUUUUAUAAUACAGCAGUCCUCAAGUCCUAAAUAUUUUAUUUUUGCAGUAUAAACACAAUGAAAAAGGUCAAAACAUUCAAUUGAUUGAAGUAUCAUUCGAUUUUCUAAAUUAAAAGUUCUAUAACACAAAUAGAAUAUUUGACUAUUUGAUUUUUUUUUUUUUUUGAAAAGUAGAUCACAGAACUAUGAACACUCCUAUUUUCGUUCCACUCUGAUUUAUUUAACCCAUAUCGCAAGGUUGUCUAGUAUAACCACCAAUGAGGAAAAUGAAUUGUACAGCACCGAAAUUAAUGUAAAAAUAUACAAAGAAAAACAAAUCGCACUCUAAACCACAUUAUGUAUAAGCGCGGAUCGUUAUAGUAAUACAAUAAAACAAAAAUGUUACAA
This is a messenger RNA of Toxorhynchites rutilus septentrionalis, 6358 nucleotides long. RefSeq names its product major facilitator superfamily domain-containing protein 6 (gene jef). Lineage: Eukaryota; Metazoa; Arthropoda; Insecta; Diptera; Culicidae. Bases 429 to 2576 code for a protein of 715 amino acids. Gene Ontology annotation, cellular component: membrane. The transcript has 11 exons. The record is from RefSeq and is a predicted model, not a curated record.